ACUGCUGUUAUACGUUGUCAGAAAUAUUGCCUGGUUUUUCUUAGCCCAUCUUAUAAUUGAUUUCAUCGGAUCUCUAGGCCUUCUACAUUCGCUGGAGAAUAUUCAAUUCAAAAUCAAUUAUGGCGACAGUGCAAGGUUUAUUGUCAAACGGGAACCAAGCUUUAGAAGAUGGAAAGUUACAAGAGGCAAUUGAUUUUUAUUCUAAGGGAAUUGAGCAAGAUACUUCAAAAGCAAAGUCCCAUCUUCUAUAUGAAGGUAGAUCCCAUGCUUAUACGGAUAAUAAGGAAUAUACUAAAGCCAAGGAUGAUGCAAUUGAAGUGAUCAAAUUAAAGCCAGAAUGGGGAAUGGGUUACUACAGAAAAGGCAUUGCACUUGAGGGACUUGAGAAUUAUGCAGAAGCAAUGGAAGCGUAUGAUGAGGGGUUGAAACAGGACUCGAUGAAUGAAGACUUGAAAACGGCAAGCAAAGAAUGCAGUGCAAAGUUAGCUAAUAUUCUACCAAAUCCCUUUUCGGAACUCAAAGAAAUUGUCUCGGAGUUGAAAGCCCACAAGGACACCAAAGAUUAUUUUAAGCACUCAUGGUAUGAAGAAAUGCUCAAGGACUUGAGUGAGAAUCCAAGAAAACUUACAGAGUAUGUUCAAAAGCCUGAGAUGCAAAAAACACUAAGUGCUUUGCUUGGGUUUGAUUUGAUGGCGGAAAAUGAUGAGAAUACACCUGGACCAAGUGGCUUGGCUAUAGCUGGAACAUCACAGUAAAGAAUCUAUAAGUACUGCUGUGACUUAGUGACUAAUUAUGUCAAUAUAUUCUUCAAUAUCCGCUGUAUAUUUCUUAUUAUCUGUAAAAUGUGCUCUUAACUUUUCUAAACUUUUACCACUUUUUUUAGUUCACACAAUAAGUUCAAGAAGGUUUAUAUUUCGUGCACUUUUUAUUCAAGUUUUUUUCUUCACUUGGUGUGUAACACUUUUUCUGUGAUUAAGGUUAUGGAUUUAGUAUAUGUUGUAUGCCUAUGCAUUAAUUGUCAUAUUUCAUGCAACCGUGAUUUGAUUCCUGUAUUGAUGUCCUUCUUCCAACAGAUUUUGUUUGUUGUGAAUUUAAAAUUUGUUAAAUAAAUAAAUUCGAAAUGCAAA
This is a messenger RNA of Ciona intestinalis (vase tunicate), 1127 nucleotides long. Its product is annotated as stress-induced-phosphoprotein 1-like. Lineage: Eukaryota; Metazoa; Chordata; Ascidiacea; Phlebobranchia; Cionidae. The record is from RefSeq and is a predicted model, not a curated record. Gene Ontology annotation, molecular function: Hsp90 protein binding.